AUGCCAGCAGAUGCGGCGCGUGUGAAAGACUCGCCCGCGUUCCUGGCGAGACUCGCCGAGAGCUGCGCGGAGGACGAGGUGAUCGAGUUCUUCGACUCAGCUGGCGGGCGUACCCGGCCGGGCCUUCCCGAGCGGGCCGAUCUCGCCCCGCAGCCCGACGACUGGAACAUCGGGUUCCUGAUCCGACCCGUCGCGUUCCCCGACCUCGCGCCCCGGGGCGAUCCAAGGCGCAUCGGCUUCCAGCACUGCGUCGGCGGGCAGAUUGAUGGCGAGAGAUACCUCGCCGUCGACGAGCGCGAUGGCGACGGCGCGGGGGGCGACGAGGUCGCGCAGGAGUGGGCAGGAUGCCCCGGCGGCGGCUCGCGGGUUGCUUCAGCGGGCCGGCGGUGCCCCCUGCGCGAGCAGGUCAGCCGCGUAGCUCCAGAGAGGAGGGCCGACCUCGACCUCGAGGCUCUCGCCGAGGCGGGCGGCCGCGACGCAGACAAGGCCACCCAGGCGGACCUAGUUGCCAGGGUCACCCGGUCGAAAGGAGCAGCGGGGCUCCUGGUGCUCAACGGGGCCAUCGAGCGCGAGCCGCAGACGUGGCCCGCCCUCGUCGACGCCGCGGCCAUCCCCGAGCUCGGCUGUGACGCCACAGGCGCGCCAUGGGGCGUGGCGCUCCAUGGCGGGCAGAGGGUCAGAGCCGGGCGCCUCGAGGACAACGGACGCUGCUGGGAGAUGCCUGCGUCUCUCCGCGCGCUGCGCAGGUCGCGGCAGCGCGACUUCCGCGGGGAGUCAAUGCCGCUCCUGGCCGCCGGCGUCGCUGGCGCGCAUCGGGUCGCGACGGGGCCCGUGGGCGCAUCGUGCUCGGGAGGCAGCGCGCAUUCCGCGGAGCCUCUCACCCUCGCCCUCGGCAUCCCGCCCAGCGGCGCGGCGAUCUUGUUCCGGCGGCCAGUCGCGCCGCCCAGGAACGUCAGCGCUGGGCUCUCCGGCGCGGAGAAGAAGGGCGACCGCGGGCCGAGGGUGAUCAUGCGCUGGCGUCUCCGCAACGCACUCGAUAUGUCCCUGAGAGAUGCCCUCCGCGAGUGUGCUUUUGCCGCGAGGCUCCCCCGGCAGUCGACGCGCCUGCCUUGGGCCCUGGCCCCGGCCGCCAGAGAUUGGUUAUUUCAUUUAGAAAUUGAUCGCCCUAAUCUUGCAAGCCUCCAACGGUUCACGGGGCUGUUCCCCCCGAAGGGCGGGUGCAUGUGGGUCUCCGCGGACGACGCGGAGGACCUCUUCUACCCCCUGCAGUGGCCGGGCGCUGGGGCCCAGGAGACCGCCCUUGGGUUUGCCUCGACCGCGGGGCCAUUGAGCUGCUGGGGCGGAGUGCCCCUGCGAGGUGGACUAACUCCGCCGGUGCGGUUGCGGCGGGAUCGCCUGUCCUGGCAGAUCCAGCGCUGCCUGCGAUCCGCGGGGUGCCCAGGCGGGUGCGCGCAGAAGCUGCCCUUCCGGCUGCCCGCGCGCUCGCUGUCGCUGGUGGCGGCGAUGGAGCAGGUCAUCCCCGGCAAGCUCGCGGAACGCAUCCGCGAGGACGUUGAGGAGCGCGCCGGUGACGACGACGUGUGCCUGGGUGGCUUCAAGGCCUGGCAGGAGGUGGCCGCCAAUCGUAACGUCAUCUUUGGCAGCCGCGUCGGUGUCAAGCAGGGCACGCCGGGCAUCAUCAUCGGGAACUUUACCGACGGCUUCCACGUGACCGUCAAGUUCGACGAGCGCGAGGACGGUUCGGAGCUCUGUGUCAACCUGCUCCCGGAGGCCCUGAUGGCGCCCCUGCCCGGCGGCUUCCGCCUCGGCCAGCGCGUGGUCGCGCUGUACGACCUGCUGCUGAACGAGGAGGUCGGCGUGCGCGUGGGCACGGCCGGGGCCAUCGUCGGGAGCUGUGCGCCCCUCCUCGUGUCGCUGCUCUACUUCGUCUGGGUGCUCGUGCCGGUCGUCCUCGGCUCGUUCGACCUCCCAUGUCGAGAUACAGAGGUGGAGCGUUGA
Molecule: messenger RNA, 1998 nt
Organism: Prorocentrum cordatum
Lineage: Eukaryota; Dinophyceae; Prorocentrales; Prorocentraceae
Source: the annotation of a GenBank genome assembly